UCUACCACCACGAUGCCACCACAAGCUACGACCUCGCUGAAGCCACAAACCGACCGAAGCCCAGCACAUGCACGCUCGCCCGAGCGCGGAGUAGUAUCGAGUGCUCAAGGGGCCACUUCUCACUCGAAUCCCUCUUCCGAAUGCACAUCCGAACGUCGCUCUCCCCGUCCUCCCGCACUCCCGUUCGAAGUUUGGUCGAUGAUUUUCGAGAUGCACAACGCCCAUUGUCGCGCGUCACCAUCCGCCAGCGAAGAGAGCAAGACCCGACGCGUUAUGAUGGCACACUACCCCCUCAUGGCCGUGUCUCGCACAUGGAAAGACGUUGUCAUGUCGACGACCAGCCUCUGGGCGUGGAUCAUGAUAGAGAUGGGUUGGAACCGACGGAACGACGCGGCUCAGGCUGUGGUAGAGACCGUUGUCAGCCGCCAUUUGCAGCGCUCGAAGUUGCACCCACUGCACAUCUUUCUGUCCAAUCGCGGCAAAUAUGUGGAAUCCAAGCAGUCCAGCCUCAUCCACCGCAUCUUCCGCGAAGCCCAUCGCUUCCAAACGCUCGAUCUGACCAAUGUAUCGACCAUUUGGCUGAAAGACUUCCGCGUCCCUCAGCUGGAGUUCUUGGCGUUAAGAGAGACAGGUGAUAACUUGAAGCUUAGAACUUAUACAAGAUCCAGGGUCUUCUGGAAUGCUAUCGAACUGGCCCCGCUACGGCGUUUUUCUGUGCAAUGCAUCUACCACGACAGUCUGCUCAUUAUCAGACACACACUGGGCUCGCUCGACGACCGCGGCCAUCGCCACAUAUAUCUGGACGUGUUGGAAGCUCCCGACUCGCCUAUAUUAGAGGCAGAACUGGUACCCAAAUUCGUCAAGCUGAGCGACUUGCUGGUGUUUGGCAACACACAGCCGCACUCGCUGACCCUCCACGGCAAACACCGAGCAGUGCUCCGAAUCAUUUCGCGGUUCAAUUCUACAAAGCUCGAACAGCUUGUUCUGAAAGACUCCGCCCCUAGCUCCUGGAUGGGCCACCUCGAGUCCUGGGGUCGCGCGGCGCUGAUAGACAUUCACAAAUACUCUCAUCUUCAGCGGCUUUCACUAGAAAACAUCAAUUUUUCUGGCGACUGGCAAGGUAACACUUUGGCUGUGCUGUUACGCCCCUUGGCGCAGUUACAGCGGCUCGACGUCUCCGACUACUUCGCCUUCACGCAUCCAGGCUCGUUCGAAGCCUGCCGCUUCCCGCUUACUGGACUGCUCCUCGGGGCGGAGGACGAUAACAGGCAGGGUGUGGUCCCUAUGGGCCCUCGUGUGCCAUUCCUACCCGCACUGGACACCCUCACGUACCGCGUUGACUCGCGCAUUGGCCCGCACCAUGCGGCGACGUUCCCGCCCGACUUGGCGGCGGCCUUUCUGCGCGAUGCGACGACGACGGUGCUGAAGUCGAUCGCGGCCCUCGUCGAAGGGUGGAAGCGCCUCCGGACGGAAGCUGAUGCUCCAGUUUUGGGAGAUUUGAUAAAGCAACGGGAGGUGAUGCCUGGUUGGACGACCUUUGUGAUCACGGGGCUUGAGGCGGUCGAUUUUGGGGAAUCGCACUUUCCGUGGUUCGGCGAAAAGCUAGAUGAAUGGAGGGGCGGUGUCGUGGAGGUUCGAUUCGAAUAG
This is a messenger RNA of Mycena indigotica, 1647 nucleotides long. RefSeq lists its product as uncharacterized. The record is from RefSeq and is a predicted model, not a curated record. The transcript is spliced from 2 exons. Bases 13 to 1647 code for a protein of 544 amino acids. NCBI's taxonomy places the organism in Eukaryota, Fungi, Basidiomycota, Agaricomycetes, Agaricales, Mycenaceae.